Molecule: messenger RNA, 2284 nt
Organism: Acipenser ruthenus (sterlet)
Lineage: Eukaryota; Metazoa; Chordata; Actinopteri; Acipenseriformes; Acipenseridae
Product: protein FAM227B-like
Exons: 7
Coding region: 374-817 (147 amino acids)
Source: RefSeq, a predicted model, not a curated record
AAAUGGUUGUGCGAGAGUUUUGUGUAUAAAAUAGAUAAAGCCAACGUCUUUGUUGCUUUGAAAUUAAUCACGUUUGGUUUUUAAGUACGUGUGAACAAAUGCUUUUUAUUUAUUUAUUUAACUGUGUUCAUUAGAGUACCCUACGGGGAAGUUACAUACACGUUUUAUAUUCACAAAGUUAAAAACAAAUAUGAAAUUGGGGUAGAUUCACUGACGGGUCGCUACAGGCAAGCAUUAGACAAAUGCAAGGUGUUUAGUUUUUAUGUUGUUGUCAAGUAUGUACAGAGGCUAAAUAAUGCAAAUAAAAAGCUGGUGAGGACGUUUUACAGUAAUCACGUUUGCCUGUGUCAGUUAAUUCUACAGUCUGCAGAAAAUGCAAGAAGCUCCGACAACCUUUGAAGAAUUUUUACAGUUUCAAAAGCUGACUGCCUGGCCCAUCACCCUUGAAGAAGAUAUACAAAUAACAGGAGAACUAGCAGUUUACAGAUCACCUAAUGCUAUUGCAGAUUAUCUCUGUAAAAAUGCACCCUUUCCAAUGGAGGUUAUCGAUUCACGGAAGGCUGCCUUUUUAAAGAUUUGGAAAACGUUCUUCCUGUCUGAAGCAUCUGUUGCAGUCUUUAAGGAUGGAUUUUGGUGGUACUUCCUUCAUAAGUUCAAGGUAUAUGCUGAUUGUUUAGCUCAGGCCAUUUUCUCUGCAUUCUAUGAAGCAUUUUCAAUGUCCCACAAUCACUUUGGUGACGAUUUUAAAACUGAACUGACUGACCUGAUUUGCCUUUGGGUUUCAGGGAUAAAACCUUUGCCAUUUAUUUGGAAGUAAUGGAAUCUGAAGUGGUUAUACCAAUUAGUUGCCAGAGCUCGAGAGAUGGAAAAAGUGCCCACGACCAGAUCAAUCUCAAGUGGUUCAAUGGACUUCAACUUUGAGGAAUUAAUAAAAGAUACAAGGUAUAUACAGAUACUAGACACAACUUCAACAACUACAACGGGGAGGAAGACAGAUGAUUUGUCAAAUCUAGAGAGUCUCAUUACAUUGGCCCAGGUCCAGAAUUUCAACAAGUGCUUUUCAAUCCUGGUGGUCGGAGCCCCCUAGUAGCCCACUAUCUUCAAAUGCAGGGCAUUGCUCACCCUGCAGCCUUCGCCAGACCUUAUAUAAAGAGGACAGAAAUCAGCAAAAUACUGUAUCCUUUUUAAAUUCUGAAGUAGCUAAUCAUGUCUGAACAACAACAAACUGGUUAAGAGGCAGACAGGCUUUUGAAUUACUUUAUUAAUGUUCUAAAGUGUUCUGAAGCUUCAAAUGUAACUUCAGUUCCUUUCUUUUACAUUUCCUUUACUGUUUUCUGGUGUAUGUGCAAUAAUCUGACUGGUUCUGGGUUCUGUUGCUCUAAAAUGGAGUUAUUUUUAACUGGUUUAGGGCUUACUUUGAGCUUGCCUGAAGAAUAUACCCACUCUUUAAUAAAAAAAAAAAAGAAUAUUAAUUCAUAAUCUUUAUGAAUAGGGACCAUGUAACUCAUUCAUGAUUUAAUAUAACGUGUCAAAUAUUAGAGAUAUUAUGUGUUGUAAUUUUACCUUGUACAUGACUUAUUUACAAGACUUUCGGAAUUGAAGUUCUUCUUCAUAAUUCGUUUAAUCCUUCCUAAAUGUAUAAUUACUGCCAGCAGACUCUUUUUUAGCAGAUUAUCUGACUAUAGAAUCAACAUUAGUGCUGUAUUUCCCAAAGGCAUCCUCUUCAUGGAGAUCAUCAUUGUUAUGGUGGUUUAACAAUCGUGUUUCUUUGCGUGCCAAAAUACUUCCAGAUGAUAGCUUUUGGGAAUCCCACACUGCAACUGUUUUACAGUUACCUAUAGGGUGUUUUGUUAAUGAGUUCAUGAACCAUAUUUGACUCAUGUGGUAAUAAGGGUCUCAUGGCUAUACAUUUACAUAAAGGUAGCCUCACUACCCUCCGUUAGGGUAAAUUACAAACAGCUGUAUUUCAAACAAUGUAGGUCAUUUUGUUUGUUCUUUUUAACCUUCUCCUUACAUUUUAUUUAUGUUUUGAAUUUGUGGUUCUGGUUCUCCAAUAUUGAGAUUCAAUGUGUGAUUUCACUAUAGUAAUCUAUGAUCAACAUGCAGUUAAAUAUAAAAUGUACUGGAAUCAGUUACUUUAAAGUAAACAGUAGCCUGUCCAUUGUUUUAUUUUCUCAUUCCAUAAAGUUCACCUUUGUUGGCUUCACCUGCUCUCUAUACAAUAAAUAAUUUGUCAAAUUGAGUAAAAUUAUAUGUACGUUAUUUUUGUGAUUUACAUUUUUGC